This is a messenger RNA of Mya arenaria, 3064 nucleotides long. RefSeq names its product nuclear apoptosis-inducing factor 1-like. The record is from RefSeq and is a predicted model, not a curated record. The coding region runs from base 217 to 843 and encodes 208 amino acids. Lineage: Eukaryota; Metazoa; Mollusca; Bivalvia; Myida; Myidae. The transcript is spliced from 6 exons. Gene Ontology annotation, cellular component: nucleus.
AAAUCGUAUCGUAAGUGUUUACGACAGGUUUACGAUUUUAGCUACGAGCGUCUUAUCAAGCCUGUCGCAAGUAUAUCAGUAUUUCGUAACCUUACGAUAAUCGUACGCAUGCGCAGUUAAAGCGAGCUCUUCAAACGAAGGUAUUUUAUCUGAUGUUUGGUGUCUGCUGUCAGUUUUCACUUGGACGUAAACAAGUUGUAAAAGUUCUGUUAGAGGAUGUCUUUAAGCGGAAAAGAAAAGAAGCGAGGGCCAAACUGGACGAUAGAAGAAAGAAAUACGCUUAUAGAGCUAUGCCGGGCCAGUACAAACACACUCAAAAUGAACUGGGGAGAAGUGGCUGACAGGGUGAACAGUAUCGGGGGAAACUCCAGAGUCGCCCCUGAGGUUAAAAAGAAGUGGACUGAUAUGAAGAGCAAUGUAAAGAGGAAGGCGCAGCAAGAACGGACAGAAAGCAGGCAGACAGGAAAUGGGUUGAAGACUAUAAAUCUGGAUUCUUGGGAGGAAAUGGUAUUGACAACCAUUCCAAAGGUGUCAGUUGAUGGCAUUCCUGGAGGCGUGCAGUGCGGGGUUUCUUCAAUCCAGGAAUCGAAUAAAGAAGAAGAAGAAGAAGAAGAAGAAAAAGACAUGAUCCAGGGAGCAGCAGCUAAUGUGAAAGACCGCUCAUCAUCAGUAAAGUUUUCUUCUUGUAAUGCAACAGGGGGUUCCACAUCAAAUCUUCAACUGCGAAUGGUGAUGGCCCAGGAGCAACAAAACAGUAUUCUGUCAUCAAUAGAUUCUACAUUGAAGAAAAUGUUAGAAUACCAAAAAGAAAAAUCCGUUGACCUUCUACAUUUUGAAUAUUAAUUUAAGAAAACAUUCAUAUAAAAUUAUGUAUCGGUUUCUUAGACUCAUUGAAAAUGUGUUAAGUUAUAUUAUUCAACUGGCCACAAUUUCUCAACACUUUUUCAAUCAAUGAGGUUACAUAACUCCAUAUUAUCCUAAAUACAAGUUAUGGCCCCUGAUUGACUUAGGUUAAAGUUUUAGGGCAGGUUAAAUUUUAGGGCAAGUUGGGAUUUUCACUUAAAACUCCAAUACCAUUCAUUCAAUUGACUUAAUGCUUCGCACAGAUGUUCAGAGCCAUCACAUAAUGAGGUUAGAUAACUCCAUAUUAUCCUUUAUACAAAUUAUGGCCUCUGAUUGACUAUGGAACUUAGGUUAAAGUUUUAGGGCAGGUUGGGAUAUUGUUUAAUAACUUCUAUACCCUUCAUUCAAUUGACUUAAUACUUCACACAAUUGUUCAGGACCAUCAGCCAAUGAGGUUACAUAACUCCAUAUCCUUAAUACAAGUUAUGGCCCCUGAUUGACUUGGGUUAAAGUUUUGGGCAAAAUUAUUUACGACCAUAUUACAACAAGAAACAUAACUCAUUUUUAAGCCUAAAUACAAAUUAUGGCCCUUGAAUUUAAAAAAAAUAAAUUUAACUUCCUUUUAAAGACAUAUUUGUAUAUUCUUAACCACAUUUUCAUAAUGGGAAAUCAAGUUAUUUGAAUGACUUGCGUCAUUGUUUUGGCGGGCUGGUGGAAGGGCAGCAUCAAAGUCACCUUAUGUAUCGAAUAAUUUCAGUUAGGUUUGACAUAAAGAGACCAAACUUGGUAUUUUUAUACGUUAUUGUAUUCUAAGUCAAAGCGACGUAGACGAGCGCGCUGUCUUACGACGGCUUUAAGAGACUUUAGACUUUGAAUGGAAAUUAUGUUUAUGGUUAUCACAAUUAACUCUUUCAUUUAUCAAAGUUCAGUUACAGUAUGUAUUUUGGCCUAUAAAAAUAAGCUUUGUACACCUGUUAUGCUUCAUAAGAUGUUUUGAGAUAUUGGGGCCAGCUGUUUAAGAGUAAACUUUAUGAUAUGUGAAUUGCACUGUGAUGUGAUAGUGUUUGUGUAACUUACUGCCUUUCAUCUAAGAUUUGAACUUAGGUCCCUGAAGAGAAAUUUGCCAUGUAUAUAAAAGAUUAUUAAUUUGUUCAUUUUAGUUUAACAUUGUAAUAAAUUCCACCAAGUGGGCACUAAAAACUAUAUUUUAUGUUUUCAUGAGGUUAAAUAUAUUGCCAUCUUACACUAAAACAAGCAUUUUUUCGUAAAUGACGUCAAUGAAAUAUUUAUAUAACCAUUGGAAGUGAUGUUCUGAAACAUCAAAUGUACUGUUGAUUACAAGAAGAGGCAUUUAAAGUUACUUUAGUUUUGUCUGUAUGUACUCUUAAUUCUUUGUAUGUGUUGUAUGAUAAAAAGCCUGAACCUACACUCUUUUGUACAAAGUUUAGGCUUAGUGCCAAAUUCGGAUGUAAUUGAAACUGAAUGGGUGUUUCCUCAAAAGUGUAGAAUUUAACUUAUUCCUCGAAGUGAAAGUCAGUUUUUGGGCCCAGAUGCAUUUACUUGUUUAUGUUUUGGUGCAAUAUUAUAUUUGCCUAUGAUGUUCUUAGGAAAGGUAUUGCUAUAAAACUAAAACUGUUAUGAACUCCCUGUAUAAAAUGGGUGUAUUAUUCUGACAUAACUGUUAUAUUGAAUUGCAGUUGUAAAAUAAAUUACUCUGACUGAACGUUUUGCAAUCAAAUAUAAACUAGAAAAACACUUUUUUUGGCAAGUUAGGCAUUAUUAAAUGAAGGAUAUGUACAAAGCAGAAAUGAUAUUGAACGGCAUUGUAUUGUAUCAAUAGAAAUGUAUUGAUGAAAGAAUAAUUAGUUGAGCUUUUAAGGUUAUUUAGUUGAGCUUUUAAGGUUAAUUAGUUGAGCUUUUAAGGUUUUUGAUUUGUGUAAGUUAUUGAAUGUUAUUCAUUGAGACAUCAGGAAAUGCACAUUGUUGCAGUGUGCCAUUCUGUUGCCAUAAUUAUGUUGUAUGAUGUUCUGUGUGUAAUGUUGUGCAUAAUUGAUUUGUUAUUAUGGUUAAAAUGACAUGGGUGAUAUCAUAAAUAUCUUAAUGUCUUUUAGUUCUUAUCCCAUUUACCUGUUACAAUUUUACAAUGUACUGCACUUUUGCAUAAUGCUACUGUGAUAGUCUAAGUUGUUGACAUAAUUGUAUAUUUGUUGUGUUAAAGAGG